AUGCCAGUCUCCCUCGCCUCCGUGGCCGCCCCGGCCGCAGCCAUCGCAGCAGCAGCCUACAUCAACGCCAAGGCGUCCGUCUGGUGGGAUCUCAACCUCAUCGGCGGCUCCCUCACCUCCUCCGCCCGCUUCCUCUACCGCCAGCAUGCCGACCGCCUCAACACCUUCUACAUCCUGGAGCGCUGGGCCCAGUCCGCCUCCCACGCCGACAAGCCCUUCGUCCUCUUCGAGGGCCGCUCCUGGACCUUCGCCCAGGUCUACGAUAAAGUCCUGCGGUACAGCACCUGGCUGCGCCUGGCCCACGGCGUCCGCCCGGGGCACAUCGUCGCCAUGGACCUCCAGAACUCGGACCAGUACGUCUUCGUCUGGUUCGCCAUCUGGGCGCUAGGGGCCAAGCCCGCCUGCAUUAACUACAACCUGCAGAGCAAGCCCCUGAUUCACUGCAUCAAGGCCUCGGACGCCAAGCUGUGCAUCAUUGACACCAAUGUUGCCUCCAACUUUGACGACGAGGUCCGCCAGGAGCUCGAGGGCGUCACCUGUCUCGUCUUCACUCCCGAGGUGGAGAUCGAGGCGUCUGCCGCUGAGCCUCUCAGAGUCCCAGACGAGGACCGCUCACAGAAGUCGUACACCGAGAUGGCCAUGCUGGUCUUCACGUCCGGCACCACGGGUCUGCCCAAGCCAGCCAUUGUAAGCUGGGCCAAGUGUAUCGCCGGCGGAACGAUGGGCCAAUCGCUCAUAGGCAUGAGGAACGACGACAUCGUAUACACCUGCAUGCCCCUAUACCACUCCUCCGCGGCCGUCAUCUCGUUCCUCACAUGCCUCGAAACCGGCACCACCCAAGCCAUCGGCCGCAAGUUCUCAACACGCACCUUCUGGGACGAAGUCCGCGCCUGCAACGCAACAAUCAUCCAGUACGUCGGCGAGACCCUCCGCUACCUCCUCGCCACGCCCUCCCAGCUCGAUCCAUCCACCGGCGAGAACCUAGACCACCGCCACUCAGUCCGCAUGGCCUUUGGCAACGGCCUCCGCCCGGACGUCUGGGCCCGCUUCAAGGACCGCUUCGCCAUCGACACCAUCGCCGAGCUCUACGCCGCCACCGAGGGGCCCUUUGGCACCUUCAACCGCAGCUCAAACCCCUACGCCGAGAACGCCAUCGGCCGCUUCGGCACCCUCUACAACGCCCUCAUCUCCCGCAACGUCGCCCUCGUCGCCGUCGACUGGGACACCAACUCCCCCCGCCGCGACCCGUCCACCGGCUUCGCGACCAGAGUUAAGCCCGGUGAGCCGGGCGAGGCGAUCUUCCGCCUCCCCGCGGACAUCAACACCCGCUUCCAGGGCUACUACAAGAACCCCCAAGCCAACUCCUCCAAGAUCCUCCGCGACCUGUUCCAAAAGGGCGACGCAUGGUACCGCACCGGCGACGUCCUCCGCUGGCAGAGUGACGGCCUCGUCUUCUUCCACGACCGCAUCGGCGACACCUACCGCUGGAAAUCAGAAAAUGUCUCCACGGCAGAGGUCGCCCAGGUCCUCGGCCUGCACCCCUCCGUCCGCGAGGCAAACGUCUACGGCGUCCAGCUGCCCCACCACGACGGCCGCGCCGGGUGCGCCGCCCUCAGCAUCGACCCUUCCUCUGGCGAGAACGAGGCCGCCACAAUGGCCAGCCUGGCGGCCUUUGCGCGCAAGUCCCUCCCGCGGUACGCCGUUCCCCUGUUCCUGCGCGUCGUAGACGGCGAGCCGGGGGGGCACGCGACGGGGACGAUGAAGCAGCAGAAAAUGGAUCUGAGGAAGGCGGGCGUGCGUCCCGGUGGCGAGGGGAGGCUGUACUGGCUGGGCGAGGACGCGUACGUGCCGUUUGGGGAGAAGGAGUGGCGCGAGCUGGAGGGCGGGCGGGUGAAGCUAUGA
Messenger RNA from Clonostachys byssicola, 1902 nucleotides. The record is from the annotation of a GenBank genome assembly. Lineage: Eukaryota; Fungi; Ascomycota; Sordariomycetes; Hypocreales; Bionectriaceae.